Haemonchus placei is the source of this 525-nucleotide messenger RNA. Lineage: Eukaryota; Metazoa; Nematoda; Chromadorea; Rhabditida; Trichostrongylidae. The record is from the annotation of a GenBank genome assembly.
UUGGAGGAUGCUGCGGGCACUGACCUGCACGCAGCGUUUAUUCCAAUCGGUUUGGAAGCGCACAAGAUCGCCGCUGAUCCUGAAGAAAAUGGAUUGGGGGCCUCGGAUUCAAUAGCUGUAAAGGAGACCUAUUCGGCUGAUGCUAUCGCACGGUUGAAACUUAAUGAAUAUCCUUUCUAUGUGGAAAGGGAGUGGUGGAAGAAAGGAAAGCGAACGUGUUUCUGGGCAACUUGGCGACAGUUGAGAGAUAUCAAGCGUCGUGAACAUAUCGCAGAAAUUGGAGGUCACCGAACGCGCUUGAAAGCUAUAAAAGAAAAUUCCAUUCUCCCACAGGCCAUCCGAGAUGCUGCAGCCGAUGAGCUCCUUAAUCUGCCCAAAACGGCCCACCCAAGACGGGUUCUCAAUAUGUGCAUGUUCACGGCACGACAAAGAGGAAAGAUCAAGCCGUACCGAAUCAAUAGGCAUAUAUUUAGGAGACUGGCUGACCAUAGUAAACUGAGCGGCGUUCAACGUGCUAUGUGGUAG